Fraxinus pennsylvanica is the source of this 405-nucleotide messenger RNA. Lineage: Eukaryota; Viridiplantae; Streptophyta; Magnoliopsida; Lamiales; Oleaceae. The record is from the annotation of a GenBank genome assembly.
AUGGCGACGAUGAUGGUGGUGGUGGCGGUGGCGGUGGCCUGUGGUGGGCCAUUUUGGGAGGGUGGUGACUGGUUUUUGGUUUUGAUUUGGGGAAUUUCAUCGGCGAUCGGCACUGUUGCAUCGGCGACAAAGAUGGGUUCUCCAUUCAAGCCAGAGGAAGCUAGAAUCCCUCCUGCUAUUCCAUUGGCCAACCCUCCAAUUUCCAAGAUUCAUCUCUUUGACAUUGAUAUACCGGGCCAAAUGGCGUUUAAAGAAUCAAAGACUCAUGCAGCAGGGGAGAUCCCAACCAUCGUGGACACAGAUGUUGGACGUAUUGGUAUAGGCAUAUGCUAUGACAUUCGAUUUCAAGAACUAGCAGCAAUAUAUGCUGCUAGAGGUAUGGUUUAUUUAAUUUUCUGGAAUUAG